Messenger RNA from Daldinia caldariorum, 1765 nucleotides. RefSeq names its product Formate/glycerate dehydrogenase catalytic domain-like protein. The coding region runs from base 173 to 1297 and encodes 374 amino acids. Gene Ontology annotation, cellular component: cytoplasm. The record is from RefSeq and is a predicted model, not a curated record. Gene Ontology annotation, molecular function: saccharopine dehydrogenase (NAD+, L-lysine-forming) activity. The transcript has 3 exons. Lineage: Eukaryota; Fungi; Ascomycota; Sordariomycetes; Xylariales; Hypoxylaceae.
CCCGCCAUAGCAAUUCAUUUAUUGACCGGUUCCAAGCAGCAAUAAAGUUUACGGCCGACUCGAAUUAAUUUUAUAUUUUGGUUCUAUAUUUACUUUGUACAAAAUACAAAGCUAAUACAUCAAUUGGGGUCUUUUCUUCUUCUUUUUUACAACAAGAAAAAAAAAACCCAAUAUGGCUCCUACGGUCUUACAUUUACGCUCCGAGGAUAAGCCUCUCGAGCACCGCUCUGCGCUCACCCCCACCACAACCAAGGCAUUGAUCGAUGCUGGUUACGUCGUCAAUGUCGAGAAGAGUCCCGUUCGCAUCUUUGACGACGAGGAGUUCAGCGCGGUGGGAGCUACAUUAGUUCCUACAGGCAGCUGGCGAGAAGCACCUGAAGAUCACAUUAUUGUUGGUCUUAAGGAGCUCCCCGAAGAGACUUUCCCCCUCAAGCACGUAUUCGUUCACUUUGCACACUGCUAUAAGCAACAACGGGGAUGGGAAACAGUUCUUGCCCGAUUCCCUCGCGGUGGCGGCACCCUUCUCGACCUCGAGUUUCUCCAGGACCCCGAGACGGGGCGUCGCGUAGCCGCCUUCGGAUACCAGGCUGGCUUCAGCGGCAGCGCCCUAGCUAUCAAGAACUGGGCCUGGCAACUAACGCACCCGGGCGGCGAGCCCUUACCCGGUGUUGAGAGCUACCCUAAUGAAGAUGCGCUGGUCGCCGACAUUAAGAAGGACUUGGCCGCGGGACAGGCCAAGGCAGGCAAACUCCCCAGAGUCAUCGUUAUUGGUGCAUUGGGUCGAUGCGGCCGAGGCGCGGUUGAUUUGUGUCUUAAGGUCGGCAUUCCCACGGAGCAGAUCCUCAAGUGGGAUAUGGCCGAGACGGCUAAGGGUGGUCCGUUCGAGGAGAUUGCCGAGAGCGACAUCUUCGUAAACUGCAUUUACCUCUCUUCCCCGAUUCCCCACUUCGUCAACAUCGACUCCCUGAAGGCUCCUGGCCGUCAAUUGAGUGUCGUGUGCGAUGUCUCCGCUGACACCACCAACCCUCACAACCCUGUUCCCAUCUACACCGUUGCCACAACAUUCGACAACCCUACCGUACCCGUCGAAGGACUAGAGAACCCUCCCUUGAGCGUCAUCAGCAUCGACCACCUACCCAGCUUGCUGCCUCGGGAAUCUUCCGAGUCCUUUAGCAACGAUCUACUGCCGUACCUGCUCAAGCUGAACGAAUGGAAGAACAACCCGGUGUGGGCCGGCGCUUACAAGCUGUUCCAGGAGAAGGUCGCGACGCUACCUAAGGAGGCCCUAGAAAACUAGAUGGGAUGUCGACGGAGAUAUACCUAGGUUGUGGCGAUGAUAUUUCCGCUAUAAAAAAAAGAAAAGAAAAGGUGGCUUGGCGUUAUGGGACAUCAUGUAGGCAGAGAAGAAAAAAAAAUCGAAAACUUCGCAAGUGCAGUUGCAGUUAAACCACAAUAAAUCAAAAUGACAUGGACGCAAUAGGUGCAGUAGAUCCACCCACCCAUAAAGUCAAGCUUGGUAUAGGAGAGUUUUCGUUAUAAUUCGUAAGCUUUGCUACGCUUUACCACUCACUGUUUUGGUACCUAGUUAUGUGAUAGUAAUUCAUUUUCGACGAUGUAUUUUCUAUUACCUCGCUCGCGCCUCUCUCUCUCUCUUUCUCUCUGCCCCUCCCCUCUUCCCCCCUUCCCCCCUUUCCCCCUUUUCACGAGGUACAUAGAAUCGUCGUAGAACGGCGCUUCUCGGAACUAAGCCGCACCCCAAAACUCA